Messenger RNA from Ooceraea biroi (clonal raider ant), 2620 nucleotides. RefSeq lists its product as uncharacterized. The record is from RefSeq and is a predicted model, not a curated record. Gene Ontology annotation, molecular function: metallopeptidase activity; protein binding. Lineage: Eukaryota; Metazoa; Arthropoda; Insecta; Hymenoptera; Formicidae.
AUGUGCCCGUGGAGGCUGGUGGCCGCUCUCAGGUUUCUCUCUGGCAUCACACUGUCAAGUCAGGCCAGGUUGAGCUAGGUAAUAACGCUAUCGGAUGUGUUUUUCUAAUUCGGUGCGCGAUUCGUUUGUACUUCACGCUAGCUAAACAAUAUUACAAUUUGUAAAGAAUUGCAGCGAUAACAUACACGCGAGAUGAAAUUUUCUUAACAAAGCGAGCGUCUUACUCUUUUGCACGUGAGGUGAAGACAAAAAGAAACAAUUCAUGUGGGUCUCCGAACGUCAAUAGUCUCGACCGUCUCAGCUACUUCGUGAAAGUAAUAAUAAUAGAAACCAUGGAGAUAAUUUCGGCCGAGAUCAUGGACGAGGGUAUCGAGAAGGUUCAACAGACUAGUCCACUGGUGCAGAUAGUACGAGUCCCAGUGAAGCACGCCAAUCUAGGAAUACGAAGUCACGCCAUGGACAUGAGCACCAUGGUAGAACUCACGUCGUUCAGCACGCUCGGCAAGAUACAGCCAUUCCUGGUGACCAUCACGACCACUGCGGCUCUGCUGGUAGAUCUGCACUGUCACUUGACGGACAGGGAGAUCUGCGGCUACUUGGGUGGACACUGGGACAUCAAUUCACAUAAUCUUUCCAUAACGUGUGCAUUUCCGUGUCGCUACUCCGGCAAGGAUAAAUCAGCCGCCGCAGCCGUGGAGGCUGAGAUAGCGAGAGCCAUGGAGUGGAAGCGCGUGACGCUGGUAGGCUGGUAUCACUCUCACCCGCGCUCGCACGCGUCACCUUCGCUGCGGGACGUGGACUCGCAACUGGAUUACCAGAUCAAAAUGAAGGGGCACAGUGAUAACGGAUACAUACCAUGCGUCGGAUUGAUAUGUUCUCCCUAUAAUAUGGAUGGCAAUUGCUACGAGUCGAAUUUUAACGUCUUUUGGUCCAUGCCACCACCUGAGAACAGGCCCCACGAGUACCCUCGGCCCAUGCUGCUCAGUUACACAUUGUCGCAGGAGCAUUUUCUUUCUCAGGACACACUGGAAGAGAUUAGAAGAUGCAUAGAAUAUUACAAAAGCGAAGGUGGCAUCGACUUCACUGCCAAUUUUAAUGGUAACACAACGUACCUAGAACGCUUAAGAUGUUCCCUAGCAUCGAAAUUGCCUGGCCGAAACAGAUCAAACGGCUCGUACUGGGACGUGAUCAGGGAGAUGAUCUGUCCAGGCUCGGAGGACGGCAACACGCCGGAUUUCCUAGCCAUGAAGUUCCCCUUGGUAUCUGCCUCGGAAUCGCUCGGGCCGCCUGGCGUCAGUCUUACAGCCAAUAACGCCGUUUUCCUCACGCCGGUCAACUUCAAGCCCGACGGCGGCGCCAUAAUCACGCCUACGUCCAAGCCGUUCGUGCUGCAACCCUCGACGUCCCGCGACGGCAUCAAGAAGGACAGUUUAGGCAACGACGCCGCGUCCAUCACCCAGAUAAAAGACGGCAACCCGGUCGUGAGUUCCAAGCACAUUUCGCCGUCGGAGAUCAUACCGAGCUUCCAGUCGGGCGAGCUGACGGUGUCGGUGAAGAACGCCAAGUGCGACUACGAUUUCGCGCCGACCGACUUCUCGAAACUGCCAAAUUCCCUGGCUGGCGACGGCAGCGCUAUCAAUAAGACUCGAACGUCGACGAACACCGAUUUCCCGUUAGCGGACAUCACCCAGCAGAUCACCAAGUUCUCCGACCUGACGAAGCUGGCGAACUUCUCCACUGCUGACCUGGCGAAGUUGUCCAGCUUCUCCAUCGCGGACUUCACGCGUACCUCGUCGCCGUCACCGUCCGCGUACAUGCGCCACAUCGCCACGAACUUGUUCGGUCCGCUCGGCAAGAUCCCGCCGGCGAAAGAUGUGGAUAACAACGAGCAACGUAAAUCGACGGACUUCGUCACCGUCGAUGCGGUACCGUCGCCGUUCAAGAGCGCCGUCAGCUCGUCGGACGCGUCUCAGCUUAGAGGCUUCUCAGCGAGCGCUGAGGAUUAUACGAGCGAUCGCAAAAAAUUGGACGCGCAACUCGACUCGAAGAUCGGCAGACCGGGCGAGUAUCAGGGAACGGAGGAUCUGACAAUCUCGAGCGUUAAACCCGAUUUCGGGGGGCUGGACAUGACGACGUUGCACAAAAAGCAACAAUCAUCGCAAUCAGCUGACAUGGGGGAUUCCCUGAAUCUUUCUAAGGAUCGUUAGAAGGUGUAAGAUGUACUUGCCUAGUGAAAAAUCUCAUUAAUACUUAAUUAUAUACUAUUAAGAAAAAAAUAAUUAUAUACAUAAAGAUUUUGCAUUUAUCAUCUCUGCUCAUUUGUUUAACAAGCAAUAAGAAAUUUUAUAAGAAAUUAUUUUAAUAUAUAACGUAACGUCAAUGAAUUAAUUGAAUUGUAUUUGAUACAUAAAACAAUUUUUAUGAAAACUAUCGUAUAAUUGUGACUGUGUUUGGUAUGAAGUUUUGUCUAAUUUAAUCUAUCCAUUACAUAAACAAUGACGGUAAAAUUGUGAUACGAGAAGUAUUAUAUGAUUAAUGAUAUGAACAUGAUUAUUAUAUUAUAAUUAUAUUAUAAUUUCGAUAAUUUCAACUGUACAGUAUUAAAUUGUGUUUAACAAAA